ACAUUUUUUUCACAUCCCUAUGUCACAAUAUUUUGUCUUGUCUUCCCGUUCUGUUUACAAAAUGGCUAUAGGUGUUGAUACUUCGAAAUGGAAACCUAGAAAAUUGAAAGGAACUCCCGCUGCAAAAGUCAGUAAUAUAAUUGGAAUAAGUGUGCUGACCUUUGGUGUGAUUUGUGGUGUAUUUUACCAAUUUUCAAAUAUAACUGCAAACUUUCGUAAAAAACUAGAGCCAUUAUAUGAGGACCCUGAACCAGAAGUAGAAAGAAGACUUAUGAUAGCAAGUGGCUUAAGAAAUAAAUCGGGUGAUAUGAUUCGAAAACAGAUGGAAGAAGACGCCAGGCCUGAUACACCUGAUAAAUAAGAGAAAAUGUAUAUAAUUUAUGUAAAUUUAUUCUACAGUAGUUAAUAAAUGUGUAGGACUUAUGUUUGUUUUAAUUCUGGAUAACUUUAAUGUUAGAACAAAUUGUAAAAAGCAAAUUUUUCCAAAAAUCUGGAAUGGAUGAAAGCUUAACAGACUUUCAAGAGAAGAAAAACAUUUGCACUGGUCCUAAAACAAAAAAACCCAGAGUGAAGAAGCUAAUUUCGAAAAAACGAAUUAAAGGACAAAAAGAUAUUAGAUCAUUGAUAAGACCAAAGAAAAAUGAACUUUUGACUUUCACAAAGGACUUCAAUGACGUGUGUGCUCAAGGCGGCAUAGAUGUUGACUCCCAGCAGUUGCAGUUAGCCAUAGCACUAUCAAAAUCACUUCAACAGUCAGAUCAGGCAGAAACUGUAGAUUUCCCAACUAAUUUAACCUCACAAGAGAGGACAAAUAGGAUUCGGAGAACAUUGCAAGAAUAUGGAUUCAAAAUACCACAAGCUAAGAUAAAAUUAGAAACUUUUAAAAGAGUUAAAAAGUAUAGAAAACCAUUCAAAUUGUUACAAAUAUCUGAAGAGGAGAGAAUUCAAAAGAUUUGUAACAAAUAUUCACAAGUAUUACUUGAAAAUCCAGAUAAAUCAUAUGAAAAUGAAACAAAUUGUUGUAACAUUAAUAAUAAACUUUAUCACAUAGCUACAAAUAUAACAUAUGAAUAUAUAAAAACCAAUGAAUUAUAUAAAACUGAAAUAUUUGAUGAAAUAUCAGUUUCCAAAGGUAAUUUACUGAGAGAUUGGUCAGAUAUACCUGGUCGUCCAGUAAGUCCUAACCUUGUAGAAGACUAUGUUAUAUCAAUGCAAGAUAUACAAUGUUCUCAAAAUGAGUUAGAUAUAAUUUUAAGUGGAAGGUUAUUUGCUGCAAAAAAUAUUUUAAAAACAAAACUAAAUUCAUACCUUAAUACAAAUGAUCAAGUUAACAAUAUUCCAGAGAUUAAUAUUACUUAUGAAAACACUAAAUUAACUGAUAAAGGUUUAAAUGAAUUAGAAAGUAAUCAAGGAAAUCUAUCAACAAUGGUACAUGAACAAAAUAGAAGUAAUUCACCAGAUAUUUUUGACGAUGACCCAUCUAUAAUUAAUCAUUCAAUUAGUGAGAAUCAAGGCGCUAAAAAGGAAAGUACCAAAACUAGUGAUGUUAGUAUAUUAAAUUUGACUCCAACAGUUACUAAUAAGGAAGUUAGUUCUCAAUCUUUAGAUAAUAUAACUAAAAGAAAAUCAAAUGAUUUUAUGGACUUAACUGAAUGUGUUCCUAUAAUAUCAAAUUGUAAAACAAAAUUACUAGAAACAAUCAAUGAAAUUGAGUUAGCACAUAAUAGUAUGGAAUUCACUAAAUGUGUAAAUCCUAUUUCACAAGAAAGUAACAUUAAUAAGGAACAAAUAAUUAAUUUUUUCAGUAUUCAAGAGUGUGUUACAUUAGAUGAAGAUUCAAUAUCUAAUAGACAUGCUGCAGUUUCUGGAAAAGAUCUAGACUAUUCUUCCGAUGAUACUAUUAUACUUAAAGAUGAUUUUAUUGAUCUUACUCAGAAUUGUGGACCAAAAGUCUUAGUAGAAGAUUCUUUGAAAGAUGACAUGGAAAUAAUGGAUCUAACUCAAUCAUCCAAUUCUAAUGAAUUACCAGCUGUGAACAUUCCUGGUACACAAAGACUUUCUCCAGAUGACACCAUUAUUCUACCAUACGGUAGUGAUGCCAUGCCUCAAACAAAUUUUAAAAAACUAAAUAAAGAUGUCAUAGAGGUAAAUGAUCUAGAUAUUUCGGACGAUAUUUUGACUGAAAUUAAUUCUAAAGCACACAACGAACCAACAAUAAAUCACAAUUCACAGCAUUUAGACGAAGAUUUUGCAGCAGAUCAAUCAUUUAGGUCAGAAAAUAUUGAAAAUGCACAAGAAAAUGGUAUUAAUAUUGAUUUGACUCAAUCAUCACAUUCCACUAUAGAUGAUUACCAUGAAAACUCUAACAAUAAUGUAUUUGAAAAUUUACAAAUCAACGAUUAUGACAGUCUUGGUAAGAAAGGAGAUAUUUCUAUAGAUUAUGAUGAAAUUGCUGUUGACCAAGUAGAAAAUAUUAGUUCCACAGAUGACGAAAGUAAUAUACAAUCAAAGGAAACUAAUUUUUCACAAUCACCUAAUAACAUGAACAAUUCUAAGAAUGAUAUUGUUAGCGGUAACAUUUCAGAUUUUAAACUUUGUGAUAGAGAAUUAAACUAUUCUUUAUAUAAAUCAAAAGUAUAUGAUGAUUUUGAUGAUAUUUCAAUAGUGAACGAUAACAAUGAAGUCCCUAACAAUCAUAAGUCAAAUAAUAUAUCUUGCUAUAAUAAUUAUACUAUAAACAGAUCAUUAAGUGAAAGUGAUCUUACAAAUGUAAAUAUUAAUGACAUGACAAAGUAUGUAGAUAAACAGGUCAAUAUAACUCUAAGUAAAUCAGCUUGUUCUACUCCGAUUAAAGCAACUAUUACAAAUGAUAAGAUAUCAAUAAAAACACCAACAAAUUCUGAAUAUGUUGUUAAAUUGGUUGAAGUUACACCAAUGUUAGAUUAUGAAGCUAUGUCAAGUCCGGAAAGGAAUAAAGAAUUAGAGAAAUAUGGUUUAAAACCAUUUAAACGGAAAAGAGCCAUACAACUUCUUACACACUUAUACAACCAAACACAUCCAGUCAUAGAACAAUGUACAGAAGAUGUGCCAUUUAAGAAAUUUAAACCUAAUUCACCAGAAGAAAAUAGUUUAGAAAAAAACAAUAUUGCAUUGAAUAAAGAAAACAUUUAUAGUGAAACAAAAACUAUUCCUGAUAUAAAAAAUAUUGAAUGUUGUCCUGAUGAUUGGAUUUUUCAGAAGAGAGAAAAAGCUAAGGUGCAUUCCUGUCCAGUUCCUUUACACAUAGCAUUCCACAACUAUGUGUCAUGUCGAAGACAUUUACGGGAAGCAAUACUUCGAUAUGAACCCAUCAAUAUAGAUGUUAUACACAAAGAUCUUGUAUCAUACGGAUAUAAAUACAAUCCUAAGGAUCUACUAAAAUUUUUGGAUAGAAAAUGCAUUACUGUGAAAACGGCAGAUAAUAAUGCAAGGAAUAGUAAAUAAUCUUACUAACUUAUGUGACAAGUGAAUUUGUAUAAACUAGAACAUAGCUAGUUGGAUUUAAAUAUGACAAUAUUGACAAUUUUUCUGUGACAUAAGAAUUCAAUUAUGUUUUUAAAGUAUUU
This is a messenger RNA of Papilio xuthus (Asian swallowtail), 3605 nucleotides long. It is a transcript of the gene mus312, whose product is annotated as mutagen-sensitive 312. The transcript has 5 exons. Gene Ontology annotation, cellular component: Slx1-Slx4 complex; nucleus. Gene Ontology annotation, biological process: DNA replication; resolution of meiotic recombination intermediates; DNA repair. Lineage: Eukaryota; Metazoa; Arthropoda; Insecta; Lepidoptera; Papilionidae. Bases 451 to 3483 code for a protein of 1010 amino acids. The record is from RefSeq and is a predicted model, not a curated record.